Neopsephotus bourkii (Bourke's parrot) is the source of this 1373-nucleotide messenger RNA. It is a transcript of the gene OVCA2, whose product is annotated as OVCA2 serine hydrolase domain containing. Gene Ontology annotation, biological process: response to retinoic acid. The record is from RefSeq and is a predicted model, not a curated record. The transcript has a single exon. Gene Ontology annotation, cellular component: cytoplasm; nucleus. Lineage: Eukaryota; Metazoa; Chordata; Aves; Psittaciformes; Psittacidae. Bases 95 to 844 code for a protein of 249 amino acids.
UCCCCCGGCAUCCUCGUUCGCUCCGCGACCUCCCACCAGCAGGGGGCGCUCUGACGCAUCACCGCGGAGCCGCUCUAGUCCUCCGAGCCAUCCAAUGAGCGCGAAGCGUUUCGGCGGGAAAAGGGGCGGAAGCUGCCGGAAGUGGCUCAGUUGGCUUCCGGCGGCGACGGGAGCCAUGUCGGAGCGGGGGCCGCUGCGGCUGCUGGCGCUGCACGGGUACCGGCAGAGCGGGCCGCGGUUCCGGCAGCGCACCGGGGCGCUGCGCAAGGCCCUGCGGGGCCGCGCCGAGCUGGUGCCGGUCAGCGCGCCGCACACCGUGCCCGGCGGCGGUGAGGACAGCGACGGGGACGACCCCCCCCGCGGCUGGUGGUUCUCCGGGCCUGGCACCUUUGAGGCGGCGGAAGCGGCGGCGGAGCCGGCGGGGCUGGAGGAGUCGCUGUCGGCCGUGGCGGCGGCGCUGGCGGAGCAAGGGCCCUUUGACGGGCUGCUGGGCUUCAGCCAGGGCGCGGCGCUGGCCGCUAUGGUGUGCGCGCUGCGGGCCCGCGGGGAUCCCCGCUUCCCGGUGGGUUUCGCCAUCCUGGUGGCCGGCUUUGCCAGCAGGGCCCCGGCCCACGGGCACUUCUACAGGGAGCCCAUCGCCCUGCCCACGCUGCACGUUGUGGGGGACACCGAUGCUGUCAUCGCAGCCUCUCUCAGCAGGGAGCUGGCCCAGUGCUUUGUGGAGCCUGUUGUCCUCAGCCACCCCGGCGGGCACUUUGUCCCUGCGGCUGCACCACAGAGGAAGGUGUACCUGGACUUCUUGGACCGAUUCUGCCCUGCACAGGGACAGGCUGGGGCGGUUUGAUGGCAGGCUCUGUAAUAAAUGGUGCUGUAGCGAGCCAUGUGUUGGUGACAGAGCACCGUGUUUGUGACCUCCAGAGGGGCCAAAGAGCCCUUGUCUCUCACUGCUGCUCUGCAGUGUUCACCCAGGCUGAAUGGCUCUUUGUUAGACAUGUUAUAGAUACGAGUGUGUGGGUAUGAUGGGGUUGAGGGCAGGAGGGUGACCCUGUGCAAGGUCCUCUGACACUUAAAUAGGUGUUCAAAUAGGGUUCCCCAGCUGAGCCACAGCAAAGGUCUGCAGAGCACCCAGCUCCUGCAGUUCUUACCCCAAAAGUUCAUGUGCUUUAAUAGCACUUUAAGCCAGCCUUCCAGCUGGUCUGGGUCUGUAAAGCCUCUCAUGUGUGGCUGGUGCUCCUUUCAGGAAUGAAACACCUGCUGGUUUGGUGUGUUGGGACCUUUUGUAUCUUCCUGUGUACAAAGUGCCUUUGUGAACAAGAACUUGUCGCUAUGCUUUUGGUUCCUGUGUUUGCCAGAAACAUGGAAAUCUUUUAUUA